AUGACUUCCAAAGGCGACACCAGAUACGGAACCAUGUUCUCGUCUCUCUUGCGCCGCCCCAAGCGCGGGUCCCGUCGCGUUGAUAUCCGUGACGUCUCCGGCUCCCCCUCGUCCGGGCCUCCUCGACAACUCCGCUUUACUGGUCGAACUCACGCUACCGCGGAUUUCACCGAAGCCGAUGAUGAUGACGAUGACGAGGAUACGAACGAGGAUGAUCUGGUUGAGUUUGACGAGGAGGCCGACGUCAUUCGUGACGAACAAGGAGAAGGAGAGGAAGAAGAAGAGGCAGACGACGGGGACGACGCAGCCGGAGAAGACAAUCGUCAUAGGGCAUUGCCUGUCCUCCCCCUGUUCUCGGCAACACACCUUGACACACUGCCGAUUUACAGCAUCACCCACUCCAUUCGUAUAAUUGUGAGCGCUCGUACCGAGACAACGCUGUCAUGGGACCAACUCCGAUCUCCCCAGGUCUCUCAAUUUCUAGUAAAACCCAUGCAGCAGCAGAUUAGAACACAACAUUUCUCCAGGGCCACCAUAUAUGCCUUGAUGGCGAAUUGCUUGCAAUUCUCCAAGGAAGGACAGAGAUAUGCUGCCAAUGCCGGUAUCAGCAACACCAGAGCCAAGGUUUGCGAACUGCUUGCUCUCAAGCUCUUGAAGGAGUAUACUACCAGAGAACUCAUUGACGCCUUGGCCUACGACUUCUACCCCCUCCAAGGGUUCCCAGGCGCACAACCUCCCCUUCCAGAGAGCAGAUCAUCCAGCAAAAACAAACAAGCCAUGACCGCGUCAAGGACGUCGACAUUGGAAGUGGCCAUUCGUGCCUCUGCCAAGCAUUUUCUCGCACACCCGGUCGUUGUUCAACAGCUGGAAGCCAUUUGGAACGGAGCCAUCACCUUCUAUUCUUCCGCCGACAGUUUGCAUCGCGAACUGCCUCCAAGCCCCUUGGGAGGUGUGCAUGGAGAAAUGGGGAAGCCGGAUUCCAGGACCCCUUUACUUGGGUCGCUUCCCGCGAAACCAGGACAGUACCAUGUCCCAUCUGGAAGGAGAACCGUUAUGCUCUAUGACCCUAGGCAGGCUUCCAUGUUCAAACUUUCCCGUCUUCGUGUGCCACGGUACAGGUCCUUUCUGUCCACCAUAUCACUUGCCGUCCUGAUUGGUCUCUUUCUUGCCGUCUUAUCGCAAAGGUCUGUCAAGAUCACAGGGCUAGAGCUGGUCUUCUGGUUUUGGAGUGCAGGGUUCAUGUUGGAUGAGCUUGUUGGUUUCAACGAGCAAGGAUUUGCGCUCUACAUCAUGAGCUUUUGGAAUAUUUUUGAUCUCGGAAUCCUUGUGCUGUUGAUAGCAUACUAUUGCAUGCGAGCCUACGGUGUAUUCUUGGUUGACCCCCAUCACUGGAAUGCCAUGGCUUAUGACGUCCUAGCCGCCAAUGCUAUUUUGCUUCUGCCCCGAAUUUUAAGCGUUCUGGACCAUUAUCAGUACUUUUCACAGCUUCUGAUCGCGUUCCGGCUCAUGGCCGUGGACCUGGCUGCUGUGUUCGUCCUGGUUUUGAUCAUGUGCAGUGGGUUCUUUGUUUUCUUCACGCUGUCGCAGAAUGCAACCGACGGUGGCGAGGUUGCGUACAAGAUAUUCCAGAUUCUUAUGGGUUUUACCCCGGCCGCCUGGGAUGUAUGGCCGACAUAUAAUUGGCUGGCGAGAACAUUAAUGAUGAUCUUUCUCAUCAUUUGCCAUUUCUUGGUUGUAACAAUUCUUAUUACUGUUUUGACCAAUUCUUUUAUGGCGAUUGCUUCCAAUGCCACGGAAGAACAUCAGUUUGUAUUCGCCAUCAAUACAAUCUCCAUGGUCAAGAAUGAUGCACUCUUUUCCUACAUUGCCCCUAGCAAUAUAUUUGCCUGGCUGCUGAUGCCGCUGCGCUACUGCGUGCCCCUGAAGCACUUCGUCUGGCUUAAUCGGACCGUCAUCAAGGUCACGCACUUCCCGGUCUUGUUCAUGAUUUACUUGUAUGAGCGAUUUUGGCUUGCGCCUUCUAUAUUCGAGCCCACGGAUCUCGUGGAGAACCCUGGUCGAUCCCGGACUCGUGCAAUAUCUUUUGGAGAUGCGACGCAACGCACCGUCAUGUUCAGCCCUAAUGUCCGUGUACGUGAGGAAUCCGUCGCAGGAUUCCACAAAGACAGAGCGCUUGAAGAAGUAUUUCGUCGCGUGCCGGAUGCGACAACACUACGUACGCAGAGGAGGAAUGAGAGACGCAAGACUCAGACUGCGAUCCGGAACUGGAUGGAGCAACAUGACGAAGAGGGUAUGCCGUCUACGAACUGGCCGACGCUCGACAGCCGGGCCGUGCCUGAUUGGCAAAGGAGGAUGAGUGUUGGCUGGGACAGGCCCUCGCACUUACGACGGGUGUCUGAUGUGAGGUCGACGGCGAGCGACCCAGCGGAUUUCAUGUCCAACCCCGGUGCAUCGUUCAAUAACGUCAAAGGUCGUGGAUCGAGGGCAGACAUUCUCCCCGACUACAAGGACCAUACGGACGCAGACGGUGACGAUGAGCUGGUCACAAACGACGAGGACGAAGACGAGGCCACCAAUGCCGGCCGCAGUCAGCAGUUUGAAAAGCAUGGUGUCGAAGAUGGCGGCGACUAUUUUGCAAGGCCCAUGAGAGCUGGAGCAGCCAAACUGGCAUCUUCUCACGAGUCAUCCGCAAGAGCCGCAACUACGAUUCGUCAGGGGCAUCCAAGACGCGGUGUGCAUGGCCGGAAUUUAUCAACAAACACCAUACUGUACAAUCCGGAAGACCAGCCUCGCGCUCAAUAUGCACCGCCCGUCUCGCCGCCCAAGCCGAUCCCCUCUCGAAGACCCAACACGAGCGGGCGUGCCACAGGUACAGACACGGCCGCUCAUACAACCCGACACAACUCUCCUCGAAGGGCGCCUCAGCUGUCAACCUCGAAGCCCCGACCGAUCAUUGCGCCACGUGGCAUGACGGACAGCGGUGGUGUUAGCAAGUCAGCAAUGCUUAGCCUUGCGCCUCGCGACAGACUUAGGGGGGCUAGGCGCCUGUCUUCAGUUGAUCUGAGUCUCAUGUCGGACCACCUGGGUAUCGAGGACAACAACCUCGGCCUGGCAGGCAGUUUUCAGACACAAAUGGCAAUGGCACUGAUGAAGGACAGCCGGCUGCGUGCAGCCGGAGGGCUCGAGGCAGCAGACCGCGAUAGAAUGGGAAGGCUGGUCCUUGCACGCAUGAAGACACUGGAAGAGAGCUUUGCGGAUGUAAUCAAGGAAAUGCGAGAUCUGAAGAAUAGCUCCACUGCACCACAGUCGCAACUCAACUCGUCCGGGGAUGACUUCAGAGAAGGAAUUGCUAGCAGUGAGCACGAGCGACGGCAGAAGAACAAAGGUGACGGUACGCCUAGGAAAGGCCACGGCAAACGGCCCGCCAGUCGACGAAGCAUGAAGGAGGGCAAAGUAGGUCCCUUGAUGAAGCGCCAGCCGCGAGGCAAAGACGUGGUCUCCCCAUCAGGCGACAUUGACGAAAGCGAUGGCUUUGCGAAGAGGGGUAGCUCUUUGUGA
Messenger RNA from Metarhizium album ARSEF 1941, 3558 nucleotides. RefSeq lists its product as uncharacterized. Gene Ontology annotation, biological process: monoatomic ion transport; transmembrane transport. Gene Ontology annotation, molecular function: monoatomic ion channel activity. The transcript has 5 exons. Gene Ontology annotation, cellular component: membrane. The coding region runs from base 1 to 3558 and encodes 1185 amino acids. The record is from RefSeq and is a predicted model, not a curated record. Lineage: Eukaryota; Fungi; Ascomycota; Sordariomycetes; Hypocreales; Clavicipitaceae.